This is a messenger RNA of Pyrus x bretschneideri (Chinese white pear), 2930 nucleotides long. RefSeq names its product isoamylase 3, chloroplastic-like. Gene Ontology annotation, molecular function: hydrolase activity, hydrolyzing O-glycosyl compounds. The transcript has 24 exons. NCBI's taxonomy places the organism in Eukaryota, Viridiplantae, Streptophyta, Magnoliopsida, Rosales, Rosaceae. The record is from RefSeq and is a predicted model, not a curated record. Gene Ontology annotation, biological process: carbohydrate metabolic process. The coding region runs from base 181 to 2508 and encodes 775 amino acids.
AUUCCCUGCGAUGAAAGCUUCAGCUUUAGCUCAAUCGAAACGUCACUAAAAUGGUGCUCUCCUUUUGUCCCUAACUUUCUCAGAUCCAUCAUCUUUCUCUGAAAAUUCGAUUCCCUUUUGACUCUCAAUAUUCUCUCCCACAACUUUUAUCAAACACUUUGCAUCCCAACAAAAAGAUCGAUGAUGCUUCGAACCCCACAUUUGUACGAUUCAAAUACCUCCAUGUUCCCUCUCUUUGCUUCUCCCCCUUCAUCUCGCACUAGUGCUACAUGCACAGUGGCUUCUCCUGUCAUUGAAAUGGGAUUGAAGUGGAGUAAACAUGCAUCGGGUAGCAAUCAGCAAGGAGCUGUCAGAAAGACCAGGAAUGGGGCCAGGCAUAGUACAGCCAGUGCUUACGGUCAGCGUGCUCAAGAACGUGUACUUGAGGAAGAAGCCACCCAACUGUCAGAAUCCAGCCCAUCAUGGAAGCUUUUCCCGGGUCAAGCUUUUCCGUUGGGUGUAUCAGAAGUUGACAGUGGGAUAAAUUUUGCUAUCUUUUCACAGCAUGCAACUGCUGUCACACUAUGCUUAUCAUUUCCAGAGAGGCUUGGAGGGCUGGAUGGUGGAAUGAUGGAGCUGCCUUUGGAUCGUAAUGUUAACAAGACCGGUGACAUUUGGCACAUAUGUAUCCAGGAUUUGCCGAGGAGCAAUGUUCUUUAUGGUUAUCGUAUGGAUGGGCCACGAGGUUGGCAUCAGGGACAUCGAUUUGACAGCAGCAUUGUGCUUGUGGAUCCUUACGCAAAGCUAGUUGAAGGCCGUCGAAUUUUUGGAGAUACCACAAAAAAGUUAUCUAAAUUUCUUGGAACUUAUGAUUUUGAUAGCUUGCCUUUUUACUGGGGAGACAACUACAAGCUCCCAAAUAUACCUGAGAAGGAUCUUGUUAUCUACGAAAUGAAUGUUCGUGCAUAUACAGCUGAUGAAUCCAGUGGUUUGGAUCCUGAUAUAUGUGGUAGCUACCUUGGUGUGAUCCAGAAGAUUCCACACCUUCGAGAGCUUGGUAUCAAUGCAGUGGAACUGCUGCCGGUUUUCGAAUUUGAUGAGUUUGAGUUCCAGAGGAGACCAAAUCCUAGAGAUCACAUGAUAAACACAUGGGGCUACUCAACAAUAAAUUUCUUUGCUCCUAUGAGCCGCUAUGCAAGUGCUGGUGGAGGACCCCUUAAAGCUUCUCAGGAAUUUAAACAAAUGGUUAAAGCCUUGCAUGGUGCUGGGAUAGAGGUCAUUUUGGAUGUUGUCUAUAAUCAUACUAAUGAAGCUGAUGAUGCCAACCCCUAUACAACUUCAUUUCGCGGCGUAGAUAAUAAGGUUUACUACAUGCUGGACGUAAACAACAAUGGCAAAUUACGUAACUACACUGGCUGCGGGAACACAUUAAACUGUAACCAUCCUGUUGUCAUGGAGCUCAUUCUUGACAGUUUAAGACAUUGGGUUACUGAAUAUCAUGUGGAUGGAUUUAGAUUUGACCUUACCAGUGUUCUUUGUCGGGGAGCAGAUGGGACUCCUCUUGACGCACCACCACUUAUUAGGGCUAUUGCAAAAGAUGCCAUCUUAUCAAGAUGUAAAAUCAUUUCCGAACCUUGGGAUUGUGGAGGCCUUUAUCUUGUUGGAAGAUUUCCAAAUUGGGACAGGUGGGCUGAAUGGAAUGGGAAAUAUCGUGAUGACUUAAGGAGAUUUAUAAAGGGUGACUCUGGUAUGAAAGGAAGUUUUGCCACCCGCAUUUCUGGAUCUGCUGACCUUUACAAAGUGAAUAAGCGCAAACCCUAUCACAGUGUUAAUUUUAUUAUUGCGCAUGAUGGAUUCACACUAUAUGAUCUUGUUUCAUACAAUUUCAAGCACAAUGAUGCUAAUGGAGAAAGAGGAAAUGAUGGAAAUAACGAUAAUUUGAGCUGGAAUUGUGGUCAUGAAGGAGAAACUGAUGAUUCUACUGUUAAAGCUAUUCGCUCCCGCCAAAUGAAAAACUUUCAUUUGGCAUUAAUGAUAUCCCAGGGAACCCCAAUGAUGCUGAUGGGGGAUGAAUAUGGGCAUACUCGACAUGGAAAUAACAACAGUUAUGGGCAUGAUACUGCUCUUAACCAUUUCCAGUGGGGACUGUUGAAGGCACGGAACAACAAUCACUUCAGGUUUUUCAAGGAGGUCAUAAAGUUUCGACAAGCACAUCGUGUAUUUGGUCGUGAUACAUUUCUUGAGAAACAUGAUGUGACAUGGCAUGAAGACAACUGGUACAACUAUGAGAGCAAAUUCCUUGCAUUUACGUUUCAUGACAAUAGCGAAGGCGACAUCUAUUUGGCAUUCAAUGCACAUGACUAUUUUAUUAAAGUUCCAAUGCCCGCACCACCGGUCAAGAGGAAAUGGUUUCGUGUGGUUGACACUAAUUUGGAGUCUCCCAAUGACAUCGUGCCUGAUGGCGUCCCGGGCCUUGCAGGCACUUACAACAUGGCCCCCUUCUCCUCAAUUCUUCUUCAAGCAAAGUGAUGACAUAGCAUUCCGAAGCUGCCUGCGGAUGAGUUUUCCAAAUGAAGUGGAUUAUCUGGAAGCUGGGUGAAGAAUUCGGGUUCUUUCGAUCUUGAACAAGAUUUUCUAGUUGCAUUCUCAAACUCCUCCAGCUCUAGCAAUGCGUGCUUAUGCGACUGGGACCAGUAAAGUAAGUAGAGAGUAGUUAAAAUCACCAAUAAGAAAGAGGAGCCUCCAGCCUCAACCUUGUAUAUGCAGGGAGCUAUGAAGACGUGUAAUUACUAGAAAUAAAUGAGGUUCGUAGUGAAAUUAAAUAUGAAAAAAUGAAACACUUGUAACUUAUUUGGUAUCCAAAAAUUAUCGGAUUAAUUUCGUGUAUGUAAAAUUACUCUAAUUAUCAAAGUAUUUGAAUAGAAACAUGGAUUACUCGUGUUGUACGGUCA